AUGCGCCUUCGCCCAAUCUUUGCCGAAGCCACUAAACUGUGGCCCCGGUACGCUUACACAACUGGCAGAAGCAUCGACCAUGCGAUCAUACGUGCCUUGUAUCACUGCUCCCAGGUCCAACAAAUCCUGGCGUCGCAACGUCUUACACUACGAGAACGUCGUCACACUGGCCGGAAGCCCACCUCUUGUCAAGGGGGAGUAACGCUCUCUAUUGAUACGAGCAAAGCGUUUGACACUGUCAACAGACAGGUUCUCGAGCAAGAGCUGCGGGCGGCCCGUGUACCGGAGCCGGAGCUGGCAGUUAUCCUCAAUCUCCACCACUGCAUUGGCUACUGGCCUGCAGGCCAGGACCCCCCAACUCGCGUGGCGAGUGAAAGGGGUGUGCGGCAGGGAUGCCCACUAGCACCGAGCUUAUGGACUCUCAUCACCAUCGCACUGUUUCGUGCGCUGGCAGGUGUUACCUCCGUCACAUGGCUGCAAGAGGACACCACGAUGUUCGCGGACGAUCUACUACUCCAGUGGAUCGUCCACCGAGUUCAGGAUUUGGAGAAUAUGGUGGACAUCAUCGCCCACACCUUUCGGAUCCUAGCUCAGCUUGGCCUUCAGGUUCAGCAUCGGAAAACACAACUCAUUGUGGCAUAUAAAGGCAGGCAGGCCACACAAUGGUGGCGAGCCCACACGGCCACCACUGCGGAGGGCCGCUUCCUGCUUAUACCCCAACCUGGCAGCAAGGCACUCCGCCUGCCCAUUGUGACUAAGCUGACGUACCUAGGCAUUAUCCUCUCCUAUGUAGAUGCCACCACUGCCACUGUUGACCACCGUCUGCAGGUAGCCGAAGCGCAGCGUGCUCGCCUUCUCAAGGUCCUCCACUCCCGGACACUGCCCACGACUAAGAGAGUCCAGCUCUGGCAAGCUUGUGUUCGGAGCUCUGCUCUGUAUGGUCUACACCUAGUCGACUUACAGCAAAGGCAUGUAGUCCGGAUCACAGUCACCUUGGUUAGGCAUCUGAGAGCCAUCGCACGCAGUUUUGCGCACAUGACUCAGGAAUCUAGCAGAGCGCUGCUCGAGCGCCUGAACGUAGAGGACCCCUUACUUUCCUUGCUGCAACGGAGCCAAAAACUUCUUGUCAAGACUCGUGAGUCUAGCGAUCCCAUGGUCGCCAGGCCUCGGAUCAUGCACUGGUUGGUUCAUUUUACUGAAUCCAAACUGGCGCUGACCUCGCACCUGGACCGGACCGUAGCGGAGCCCUUGGUUAUUAACCCGUCACCUCAAGAUGCUGACCUCCAGUCUGAGGCAAUCGCAGCGGCUUCUCCCACGCUCCUGCCCGGCCCCCUGAAAGGGGUGCCGUACGGAGCCCCUGUGGCUGGCAAGCACGGUCCUAGAACCACUCGUUUCUCCUGCCCAACCUGCGACCUCUGGUUUCCGGACCUGGAUACAGUCUCUGCACUACGUAGCCACAAUGACCCGGUUCGUGCGCCCUCAGUUCCCACACCUGCCACUGCUGACCCUCCCCAAGAGUCGCUAGGUACCACAGUGCUUGAAGAGCAGAUUCCUGCUACAGUGACCGAGGUGACUACGACAGCCACGGCCCCGGUGGUGCCGUACACUGUUGCCGCUCCCACGGGCUCACCGCUCGAUGGCUUGCUGCCAGAAAAACCUGAGGACUGGCUACGAUUCGCUCGACAGCCCAAAGCUCAGGAGCUUUUGCGGCAAUUCUGCACUACGUGCGGACAGUGGCUCGUAUCGGUCAAGAGCGUCAAGUUGCACUAUCGCUCAGGGAACCGGGGCAGCGACGUCCCAGACAAUCGCAAUGGACCCUCCAAGAUGCCUUCGGGAGAUCAUGCUCUGCUACAUCGAGUCGCAAAGGCCCUCAUCGUCCAAGCGGACUAUCUGUCGCGCCUUCAGAGCGAUCACACUGUCAUCUUCACAUUUCGAACAGGCAACGGCCCACAGCUGAUGGUGCCGCUUCUCCAGGAGGUGGCGACAACUUGGCGCGAACAACGACAGCAGAACAAGGUGACCCGCUCCUUGAAGCAAACUCUCAUCCAAUAUCUUGCCGCCGAACUGGUGACCAGGAUCAAUGCCUUCUCAACCGACACCGAAUCCCAGAAGAGGGCUCAGGAACUAGGAUGGAUCACGUCGGAGGGGGAGUUCAACUUCUUGGACUGGGACUUCGAGGACAAGAAGCUCGUCCCCCGGCAGGAGGUGAUGCUUACUCACGAUCAAAUCCUCACCGAUGCCAAGAGACUCAAAGCCCUGCUGAAGAAUCCAGACCUAGUCUUGAAGUUCAGCGGAGGCCGCAACGCCAAGCCCGACUCGACAUCCGAGACAGCGACAUUUGUGUUGGAGCUGUCCAUGCAGCAACCAGAAGCAUCGGAGGCGAUGGCGAUCUUCCGGAAAUGGUAUGCCAACUCAGCGCUCCUGCUCCUCUCUCUCCGGCUCAAACCGGCCCGCCCAGAGCGGUCGCCGUUGAUCAAGGAGAUCCAGGAGGCCGUGGGAUGGUAG
Symbiodinium sp. CCMP2592 is the source of this 2505-nucleotide messenger RNA. Lineage: Eukaryota; Dinophyceae; Suessiales; Symbiodiniaceae. The record is from the annotation of a GenBank genome assembly.